CGUCACUUCCGUCGCAAUCCAACGUUGUAACUAAGCUACAACGCGUCUUGAAAAUCUGGGAAUCGUCAAAAAAUGGAAAGAUGAUAAAAAACGUUUAUUUUGAGGUUGGGACAACACCACAGUCAAGAGAACGACUUGGAGACAUUAUGAAUGUUACAGAUGACUCGAGCUUGGAGAGACGUUAUAAAAGAGCAAGGGAUAAAGUGCGGACCAAGGCGAAGUUAUUUGAAAUAAGUAAAAAGCAAUAUUUAACAGCCAUGUUUGAUGUUGAAAAGAAAGUCAUUAAGGCUUCAUUAGCGAUGAAUAAAUAUACUGCUACAAAGACAGAAUAUGAACUACAAUAUCUGUGUACAAAGGCGAAGGUAUUAAAAGCAAAAUAUGUUGACCAACUGCUGAAAUGGCGAAAUAAAUUCAUUUUAUUUAUUGAGCUGGCUAAAGAUAUGGGUUAUAUUGACAAAGAAAGUGGUUACCUUGACAACGACAUCCUAUCCAACAUGGAAGAAAUAACCAGAUUUUCUUUGCAUAAAACAAGAAAAGACGGCAUGAAGCCCACUGAACCCUAUGUUUUAGACCUUGAUAAACUUCUUGAAAAAGAGAAGAUACGUGAACCGGUAUUUGAGGAUUAUAUACCAGCUGGUAACAAGAACGAAAUGUACGAGUCGGCCAUCUGUAAAAUAAAUGCAGCAGACGACAACUGGGGUUACGAUUCUGAUACCUCUGAAACAUAUUGCGAAACUGGUGACAAAGCACCCAAAGAUAUCCCAGUAAAACACAAGCUGCCAUCACAAUGGAAGUCGCAUAUCUAUGCAGUCAUUAAAGACUACCAGAAGAAGAAAUUUGAUGAGCUCAAUCUUCAUAUAGGAGAAACAGUUAAACAAAUACUUCCUGCAGAUAGCUCUGGCAUGGCGUUUGGAGUAAAGAAAUACGGACUGAUACGAAAAAAGAAAGGCUUCUUCCCAAUGUCACAUGUUCAAGAAGACACGUUUGCCGAGCUUGCACGUGACAUUCGAAAUUCCAGAAGAACACGCGCUGAAAGACAUAAUCCUAUCUUACGAAUGUUGGACGCCGUCACAGAACCAAAGACGAAAAUAGCGCUCCUGAAAGAAGCAGUUGCCGACGACGACGGCAAAGUAUACACUGAAAAGAAAAAGCAGAAGAAAUUGUUCACCAAAAAGAAUUGGCUGAAAAUCUACGGCAUUGAUAUCAGCGACGACGAACCUUACAAGCCUGCUAAUGAAGGAAAGAAAUUACAUGCAACGCCGACGAGAAUUCAGAGUGCCAAAAAGAUUCCUUCAAAGAAAUGCAUAUUCUCCAAGAGGUUCGAGUGUGUACAGCGUAAUUUCAAUACAACGGAACACGGAGAUCUUGUGCUGGAAGAUAUCGAGGGUACAGUUGAACAGCGAGAGGAUGACUCCUGGGAUGAUCAAGUGAAUGAUGCAGCAUUUGAUUUUCAAUUUCUUUAUUAAAUAGAACUUAAUAACGAAUUUACAAAACACUAUUAUUAGAAUAAAUAAAAAAUGUUGUGUUUGA
Mercenaria mercenaria is the source of this 1530-nucleotide messenger RNA. RefSeq lists its product as uncharacterized. The transcript has 9 exons. The record is from RefSeq and is a predicted model, not a curated record. NCBI's taxonomy places the organism in Eukaryota, Metazoa, Mollusca, Bivalvia, Venerida, Veneridae. The coding region runs from base 81 to 1466 and encodes 461 amino acids. Gene Ontology annotation, molecular function: protein binding.